ACACAAUUAGAUAGUUUUGAUAGAAGAGGUUAAGAAAUAAAAGAGCCAAACAUAUAUAUUUGGUCACCAUACAGUAUUCAAAGAGUUAGUAGCAGUUAAAUAACUAAAGAUAGAAAAAGGCCCAAAAAAAUGGUAUCGAUAUCCACUCUUACUGGUGCCAAACGGCAGGAUAUAAAGAAUGUACUACUUCUACUUCAAGAGUUUGUUGUUACUUAUAAAGAUAACAAAGUCAAAAUCAAUUAUCAAUCAAGACCAGUCGUACUAUUUUUAGCAACCCUUUAUGCUACGGCGGGAUUUGGGAUAUACUUCACGUUAAGAAAUCUUUUGACUAAAUAUAAUGAAUAUUUACUUAAUAAGAAAAUUAAUAGACCAGCUUUGAUAAGGCAAUCAUCAACAAUCUUAAAGAAUGGAUCUCGAGAAAUCUUUAUUUCUAAGGGGAACAAUAAAGUAUCUAGAAUAAUCAUUCCUAAACCUAACUUAGAUCAAUAUGCUGCAGAUAAAUAUCUUUAUAAGAAUUUCUAUAUUAAUCAACAAAUUAUUCAACAAAGUUCUAAAGGUAUAAUAUUCAAUUCUAAAUUUUUAAAUCAAUUAUCAAUCAUUUGGGGAAUACUUAUACCCAAAUUUUAUUGUAAAAAUACAUCCUUAUUAUUAUCUCAAUGUUUCUUCUUAAUUUUAAGAACUUGGUUAUCAUUAUUAGUAGCCAAAUUAGAUGGUCAAAUUGUUAAAAAUUUGAUUGCAGCUAAUGGGAAAAAGUUUAGUCGUGAUUUAAUUUAUUGGUUAUUAAUUGCAUUUCCUGCUAGUUAUACAAAUGCAGCUAUUAAAUAUUUAGAUAAUCGUUUAAGUCUUGGGUUUAGAACCAAUUUAACUAGAUAUAUCCAUGAUAUGUAUUUGGAUAAAGUUAUGUCUUAUUAUAAGGUUAGUUUAAAUACUGGAGAUCCUAAUGGAUUCCUUGAAAAUAUUGAUCAAUAUAUUACUGAAGAUAUUUCUAAAUUUUGCAAUUCAUUAAGUGGAUUAUUUUCUAGUAUGGGGAAACCAUUCAUUGAUCUAAUAUUUUUUUCAGUAUAUUUAAGAGAUAAUUUAGGAACGGGGGCAAUAAUUGGGAUAUUUACAAAUUAUUUUAUUACAGCAGUAUUAUUGAAGAGAGCCACUCCACCAUUUGGGAAAUUAUCUUCUCAAAGGACUCAUUUAGAAGGCCAAUAUUUUAAUAAACAAUUAAAUUUAAUGAAUAAUUGUGAAGAGAUUGGGUUUUAUAAAGGUUCUUUGAUUGAAAAAACCAAAUUAAACCAUACGUUUAAGAAUUUAAUGAAUCAUGUAAAUAAAGAAAUAAAUAUCUCCUUUAACUAUGGAGUUAUUGAAGAUUAUGUUUUGAAAUAUACUUGGUCCGCUUGGGGUUAUAUUUUUGCAGGAUUACCAGUAUUUUUGGAUGAAAUAUGGCCUAAACAAGAGAAAGAUACCAUAAAUAAAGAAGCACAAAAAGUUGAUGAAAGAAAGAAUAUGAGACAAUUUAUCAUUAAUAAAAGAUUAAUGUUGUCAUUGGCCGAUGCAGGCUCAAGAUUAAUGUAUUCAAUUAAAGAUGUUAAUCAAUUAACAGGGCAUACCGAUAGAGUGUUUAACCUUUUAACUCAAUUACAUAAGGUCCAUUCUCCAAGAUAUGACUUUGGUUCUAAAUAUGGAUAUGGAGAUAUACAUGGAACAAUUCAAAAUAAUUUCAGUGAUGGAAUUAGAUUUGAAAAUUUCCCAGUUAUUAUUCCAAAUGUAAAUGGUGGAGAAAGUACUCCAUUAUUUAAAGAAAUCAGUAUUCAUAUUAAACAAGGUAAGAAUUUAUUAAUUUUAGGACCCAAUGGAUGUGGUAAGACAUCAAUUUCAAGAAUUGUGGCUGGAUUAUGGCCAUUUUAUCGUGGAUUACUUUCAAAACCAAAUGAUGAUGAUAUGUUCUAUUUACCACAAAAGACAUAUUUUACAACCGGUAAUUUAAGAGAUCAAAUUAUUUAUCCUUAUACAUAUAAUGAUAUGUUAGAAAUGGGAUAUAAUGAUGAUUAUUUAUAUCAUAUUUUACGUGAAGUCAAAUUAGAAUAUUUACUUAAAAGAGAAGGGAAUUUCAAUGUUGUUAAAGAUUGGAAGGAUGUAUUUAGUGGAGGUGAAAAGCAAAGAAUGAGUAUUGCUAGAGUAUUGUUUAAACAUCCUAAAUAUGUGAUAUUAGAUGAAAGUACUAAUGCUGUGAGUACUGAUGUUGAAGAUUACUUAUUUGAAUUAUUACAAACUAAGGGAAUUAAUUUUAUUACUAUGAGUCAUAGACCAUUAUUAAUGAAGUAUCAUGAUUUUGUAUUGGAAAUUAAGGAUGAUCGUAGUUGGGAAUUCCAAGAUCUUACAAGUGAAGAGAAUUUGAAAUCUAUUGAUAAAGAGAUUAAAGAGAUUGAAACUAAAUUGGCUCAAGUAGAAGUUUGGGAAAAGAGAAAGCAAGAUAUAGAAUUAUUUUUGGAUGGGAAAUAUAAUGAUAUUAAUGAAGAAAGUAGUAUUGAUAUGGGGGUUGAAUUGUAUAGAAGAGAAGGUAGAACUUCUAUGUCAUCGUAGAAUGUAUACAUAAUUUAUGAGUAUAUAAAAUAUAUGAAAUAUAUGAAUUAUAUUAAAAAUAUAAAAUAUAAAAAUCAUUUUAGCAACCACAUUUCCAGAAGUGGUAAACGCCAGGCAGCAGCAAGUAGUUAAACGCGUCCACAAAAGUUAAAAAAGAAAUUAAAAUUGCCCCGGUGCACGCAAAGGAGUGAGUGCCAUCAAGACGAGAAGUCAAAAAUAUUUUCCUGGACGGAUCAUCAUCUUACUUAAGUAGUU
This is a messenger RNA of Scheffersomyces amazonensis, 2826 nucleotides long. It is a transcript of the gene PXA1, whose product is annotated as ATP-binding cassette long-chain fatty acid transporter. The transcript has a single exon. Bases 130 to 2571 code for a protein of 813 amino acids. The record is from RefSeq and is a predicted model, not a curated record. Gene Ontology annotation, cellular component: peroxisomal membrane. Lineage: Eukaryota; Fungi; Ascomycota; Pichiomycetes; Serinales; Debaryomycetaceae. Gene Ontology annotation, molecular function: ATP binding; ATP hydrolysis activity; ABC-type transporter activity. Gene Ontology annotation, biological process: very long-chain fatty acid catabolic process; peroxisome organization; fatty acid beta-oxidation.